AUGUCUCUAAACUACAUCAAGAACUUCUACGAAGGAUGUGUUAAACCUCCAACUGUGGUUGGCCAGUUCCACACCCUCUUCUUCGGCUCUGUGAGGAUGUUCUUCCUUGGAGUGCUGGGCUUUGCAGUUUACGGGAACGAGGCUUUGCAUUUCAGCUGUGAGCCAGACAAAAGAGAGAUAAAUCUGUUCUGUUACAAUCAGUUCAGGCCAAUAACUCCCCAGGUGUUCUGGGCAUUACAACUAGUGGUUGUCCUGCUUCCUGGAGCUAUUUUCCACCUUUAUGCUGCAUGUAAAAGCAUCAAUCAAGAAUGCAUUCUUCAAAAGCCUGCGUACACUGUGAAUUACAUCCUCUCGGUCUUGUUAAGGAUCAGCCUGGAGGUGGUGGCGUUUUGGCUUCAGAUUCACCUCUUUGGCUUCCAGGUGAAGCCUCUAUACUUGUGUGAUGCUGAAUCCCUCGGUAAAAAAAUAAAUGUUGUAAAAUGCAUGGUUCCAGAACACUUUGAAAAGACUAUUUUUCUCAUUGCAAUGUACACUUUUACUGUAAUCACCAUGGUAUUGUGUGUUGCUGAGAUUUUUGAGAUCAUAUUCAGAAGAUCAUGCUUCCUAUUUAAACAAUGA
Molecule: messenger RNA, 618 nt
Organism: Alexandromys fortis (reed vole)
Lineage: Eukaryota; Metazoa; Chordata; Mammalia; Rodentia; Cricetidae
Gene: Gje1
Product: gap junction protein epsilon 1
Exons: 3
Coding region: 1-618 (205 amino acids)
Biological process (GO): cell-cell signaling
Cellular component (GO): connexin complex
Molecular function (GO): gap junction channel activity
Source: RefSeq, a predicted model, not a curated record